UGAGAGGCGCUGACACUUCGGUACCUGCGGCGAGAACAGGACGGAUGUAUCACUAAGAGGGUUCAAACAUGUCAUCUAGCAGCUGGCUGCAUGUCCUCCUCAUGCUCCUGUUUGGUCAAGUUUGCUCAGUUUUCUCGGUGCUGGAGAUGCAAACGGAUCUUGAAACCAUUAUGAAGAUAAACGGUGUUGGAGAAAUGAUGCAGUGCUCCACAGCCAUGGACAUUCUCUUUGUGAUGGAUAGCUCCUAUAGCGUUGGGAAAGGAGGAUUUGAACGAUCAAGGCACUACAUGUUAAAGCUGUGUGAGGCUCUGGACAUCAGUCCAGACAAGGUGAGAGUUGGUGUGGUUCAGUUUGGUUCCACGCCCAAACUGGAUAUCAGUCUAGACUCCUAUAAGAGCAAGGAGGAGCUGAGGAAGCGGAUGAAGAAAAUCCACUAUAGAGGUGGCAGCACACAGACAGGUCUGGCUCUGAAGUUUGUUCUGAGGAAGGGGUUUUCCAGUGGAAAUAAUUCUACAUCGCCACGUGUUGUCAUCCUUUUAUCUGAUGGAAAGUCCCAGGGGGCAGUGCAGCUGGCUGCCUCGGAGCUCAAGCUGUCUGGAGUGACUCUGUUUGCCGUGGGGAUCCGUUACCCAAGGUGGGAAGAGCUUCGCAAUUUGGCGAGUAGCCCAUCGGACACUCAUGUGUUCUUUGCAGAGCACUUCAGUGAUGCUGUGAACGGGUUAUUUACCACCCUCACCACCUCAUCAGUCUGCAAUGCCAUUCCCUCAGGGUGUAAGGUGGAGUCUUACCCGUGUGUGCAGAAAACCCUGGAAACGGUUAGAGAGCUUCAGGGAAAUUUCAUUUGCUGGAAAGGGUCCAAGGGAUAUUCACCAUACACUUCCCUCUGCCCUUAUUACAGAAAUAACAAGGUUUACAAGCAACACCCCGUUCUCUGUCACAGAACUAUAUGUCCUGACCCAUGCGAUUCUCAGCCCUGUCAGAACGGUGGGACUUGUGUAUCUGAGGGACUGGAGAAAUACCGCUGUGAGUGUCCUCAGGGCUAUGGCAGUGACCCUAACUGUGCUCCUUUGCUGAGUUUUGACUGCUCUGUGGAUGUGCUCUUCCUGGUAGAGGGCUCCACCGCUCUCACUCUGGAGGGGUUCUUACGCUUUAAGUCCUUCCUGAAGCGCUUCAUGCAAGCUGUGCUAAGCUCCGACACCCCUGUGAAGAUGGGGCUGGCCCAGUAUGGCAAUGAUGUGAAGAUCGAGGCCAAAAUCGGGGAGAAUAGAGACCCAGCGAAGCUGAUUCAGGCUGUUGAGGGUCUGCAAUACCGUGGUGGGCCAGCCAAGACUGGCAACGCUCUUCGCUAUGUCACACGUCACGGCUUCCAGAGUGCGCCCGUCUUUGCUGAUGUUCAGGACAACCUGCCGCGAGUUAUGGUGCUGCUUACGGGCACACUGUCUGCAGACCCUGUGGUGGAGUCUGCGAAGUAUGCACGGGACAGGGAGAUCUUCAUCAUCGGUAUAGCACCAGAAGGGAUGAGAGCAGAAAUAAACAACAUCACUGGAAACCCUCAGCGCACCAUCACAUACCAUUCACCUGACAGAUUGAGUGCUAAGAUUCCAGAGCUUAGAGCCAAAAUUUGCAGUGUGGACAACCAGGGCUGUCUGGGUCAAGCACUGGACCUUGUCUUUGUACUGGAUGCCUCCAGUGGUGUAGGCAAGGACAAUUUAGUCCACCUUCAAGACUUUGUUCGGAGCACCUCAGUGCAGUUCGACAUCAAUCGAGACGUUGCUCAGGUUGGACUUGUGGUUUAUGGGAGGCGGCCCAUCACGGUCUUCGACCUAGACAAAUAUGACUCGGGCUCUGCUGUGCUGAAGGCAGUGGGAGAUGCCUCUUAUCUGGGUGGAAAAGCCUCCAUUGGCUCAGCCCUGCUCCACGUCCACACCCAAAGCCUGACGGUGGGGAAAGGGGCACGGCCUGGGGUCAAUAAGGCCGUUGUGGUGCUGACCGAUGGGACGGGUUCAGAGGAUGCGGCAGUGCCUGCCCAGAAGAUCCGUGAUAGCGGAGUGUCAGUGUUUGUGAUUGGUAUAGGGGACAUGCAACAAGAUGUUCUCUUCCGCAUUGCCAGUUCUGAGGAUCACAUGAUAAUUGUCCCUUCCUACGAUGAUCUGAAAUAUUCUGAGGAUGUGCUGGUACAGAUGGUGUGUGCAGACGUGAAGAAACCUGUUAACCUGUGCAGUCCCAACCCUUGUAUGAAUGAUGGCGUGUGUGUUCUGUUGAACGGCAGCUACCGUUGUGAAUGCCGUGGCUGGAAGGGCCCACACUGUGAAACACGAAGCCGAGAUCAGCCAUCCAGAGGAGAUCUCCCUAAACCUGUAGGCCUGAGGCGCCAGCAGCACAAGAGUGAGAAAGAGCUGCUGCAACGCUAUCGGGAGCUCCGCAGGAGACAUGCCUCCCGAACACAACACAGAUAGAC
Myxocyprinus asiaticus (Chinese sucker) is the source of this 2458-nucleotide messenger RNA. It is a transcript of the gene vwa2, whose product is annotated as von Willebrand factor A domain containing 2. The record is from RefSeq and is a predicted model, not a curated record. Gene Ontology annotation, molecular function: calcium ion binding. The coding region runs from base 69 to 2456 and encodes 795 amino acids. Lineage: Eukaryota; Metazoa; Chordata; Actinopteri; Cypriniformes; Catostomidae. The transcript has 14 exons.